Molecule: messenger RNA, 1715 nt
Organism: Rubroshorea leprosula
Lineage: Eukaryota; Viridiplantae; Streptophyta; Magnoliopsida; Malvales; Dipterocarpaceae
Source: the annotation of a GenBank genome assembly
GGUUGUUGCUCAAUUUCUUUCGGUCUUCCUACAUGAUCGACACACUUGCAGGGAGAAGAAGUGUAAGCUGCUGACUACCAGUUACUCUUUCUGGAUUUCCUUCUUUCUCUGCUGCUUAUCUCAGUUCUGUAAGUUUUUCCUCUUCACUUCUUUGUUAAUUGUAGUAGGCCCCUUUAUAAAUUCAACCACAUAAAGCUUCAUUCUUUGUGCAUCAAACCUUGUUGGGUACUCUCUCAUAUUGAUUGCCUCAAAUGGGAUUUUUUUCAUUUUGAUUAAUUGCUCCACUAUUACUUGUGGGUUAUGGUCUUUGUUUUUACGAUGUCGAUUCUUGUCUGGUUGUUACAGUCAUUGACAACACAAGGGAUUUAAUGGGUUUUUCUUGAAACUUCUCUAUCAUUUUUAAGGAGAUCAUCUUAAUUUGUUUGAUCACACGGUUCAAAUUAAGUUCAUAUAUUUGAAUCCUUGAGACAAUAGAUUUGGUGAGGGCUUGUACUUGAUAUAUUAUUGAGGAGUAAGGAGAUUUUAUUGGAGAAUCUUAUUUUAAUCCAAAGGGUGCAGUUUACAAUAAGAUAUUAAUACAGCUCAUGAAAAUGAAGGGAGAUAUGAAGGAGAAGCUUUUAACAUCAGGGAAGACUAACAUUGAGGAAGAGGAAUUCAAAGACAAGUUAUGGAACGAGAUCAAGAAGAUGUGGAUAGUUGCUGGUCCUGCUAUUUUCACUAGAUUUUCCACAUUUGGGGUUACCAUCAUCAGUCAGGCCUUUAUUGGUCACAUUGGCCCUGCAGAGCUAGCUGCCUAUUCAGUUGUGUUAACAGUGUUUGUGAGAUUUGGGAAUGGAGUGCUGUUAGGUAUGGCUACUGCAUUGGAAACACUUUGCGGUCAAGCAUAUGGGGCCAAACAAUAUCACAUGCUUGGAAUAUAUCUUCAACGAUCAUGGAUAGUUUUGUUUGCCACUGCAAUCCUACUUCUUCCUCUAUUUAUCUUCACUGCACCAAUUAUGAGAGCUCUUGGCCAGGAUCCAAACAUUGUGGCUGUGGCAGGGGAUAUUUCUUACUGGUUUAUUGCAGUGUUGUUUGCCUUCCUUGUAUCCUUCACCUGCCAAAUGUUCCUACAAUCACAGAGCAAGAACAUGAUUAUUGCAUACUUGGCAGCUGCAUCUCUUGCUAUUCAUCUCUUUCUUUCAUGGCUUCUGACUGUGAACUUCAAGUUUGGGCUUGCGGGAGCAAUGACUUCAACAAUUUUAGCAUAUUGGAUACCGAAUCUAGGUCAGCUUAUGUUUGUUAUGUGUGGUGGGUGUAAGGAAACAUGGAAAGGUUUCUCAAUUUUAGCUUUCAAUGAUCUCUGGCCAGUGAUAAAGCUUUCUUUGUCAUCCAGCACCAUGCUUUGUCUUGAGCUGUGGUACAACACAAUCCUGGUUCUUCUGACAGGAAACCUGAAAAAUGCUGAGGUCUCCGUUGAUGCUCUUGCUAUCUGUUUGAAUAUUAAUGGAUGGGAAAUGAUGAUCUCUCUUGGUUUCUUGGCGGCGGCAAGGUAUAUAUACUGUUUGUGAAAUAACUAUGCUAAGAUGAUUUACAUGAACAAAACGAACAUCACCUUGAUGAUGAAAUCAAUAUCUUUUGUAUUGAAAAUGAUCUGUCCCUUUUUUUUCACAAUUCUUCCCUAGGAUUCUACCACUUUAAAUUCAUCCAUGAAGUUGCAAUAUAUAUCUUAAAUACAU